AUGGGAAAUGUCAAAUUGAACAUAAAUGAGAGCAGUCUCAGGAAUCCUAGCAUGAGUGGUGGAGGAGGAAUUAUCACGGAUGUGAAUGGAGAGCUUGUAGCUGCGUUCUAUAGACAAUAUAGGAUUCGGUCCAACUCAGAAGCAGAAGCAUUCGCUUUAGUAAAUGGUCUGAACCUUUGCAAGCAACUUCAUCCGUAUGAGGUGGAAGUGAAAUCUGAUUCAAAGUUGAUUUGUUCAAGGUGGCAAAAUGAUUCUGAGGUUAUUAGUCCAAUGAGGGACGCAUGGGAUCAAGGUAAGUCCUUUGCUACCCAAAUGGUUAUUCAUGUACAUCAUGCAUACAGUGAAGUUAAUCAGGUAGUGGAUGGACUAGCAAAAAUUGGAGCUCAGGAGCAACCGAUCGAUCUCUUGGAAAUUCAAGACCUUCCUUGUGAAGUCAAGGGACUGUUGAGACUUGGCAAGUUGGGCCUACCUUAUUUACAUUGUAGAUGA
This is a messenger RNA of Juglans regia (Persian walnut), 489 nucleotides long. RefSeq lists its product as uncharacterized. NCBI's taxonomy places the organism in Eukaryota, Viridiplantae, Streptophyta, Magnoliopsida, Fagales, Juglandaceae. Gene Ontology annotation, molecular function: nucleic acid binding; RNA-DNA hybrid ribonuclease activity. The transcript has a single exon. The coding region runs from base 1 to 489 and encodes 162 amino acids. The record is from RefSeq and is a predicted model, not a curated record.